AUGUUUAAAUCCAGACUUCGGCCAGGACAGACACAUCAGAGGCGGGGCGAACAUCAGCCAAACGGCGUCAUCCAAUCAGCAACACGUGUUGUUCACCACUUCUCCAACAAGCCAAUCAGAGGCGGUUACACGACAGAAGAAGAAAGUAGAAUUCCAAAAAUAUACACCAAAACUGGAGACAAAGGUUUCUCCAGCACAUUCACUGGAGAGAGAAGACCAAAAGAAGAUCAUGUUUUUGAAGCACUGGGGAACACAGAUGAACUGUCGUCAGCUAUUGGUCUGGCCCGAGAGUUCUGCCUUGACAAGGGUCACACGUUCACUUAUCAGCUGGAUAAGAUUCAGUGUGUCCUCCAGGACCUUGGCUCAAACAUUGCCACACCUCGAUCAUCAGCAAGAGAAAGCCAUACAAAAAGGACCAAAUUCAGCGGGCAGCCAAUCACUGAGCUGGAAAGUUGGAUUGACUCUUUCACUGAGGAGCUGCCUCCACUAACCAACUUCAUUAUACCUUCGGGAGGUAAAAGCAGCGCAGCUUUGCAUGUGGCCAGGACAGUCUGUCGCAGAGCAGAGCGCAGUGUUGCUCCGAUUGUGCGUUCAGGAGAGGCAGAUCCAGAUGUUGCCAAGUUUUUAAACCGGUUAAGCGACUAUCUCUUCACGUUGGCGAGGUAUGCAGCGAUGAAAGAAGGCUGCGAGGAGAAAAUCUACAAGAGGCCGGAAUGAAUCCAACUUGUGAUAGUGAUGUCCAUGAAUAAAUCAGAGAUCUCACAACAA
Molecule: messenger RNA, 768 nt
Organism: Synchiropus splendidus (mandarinfish)
Lineage: Eukaryota; Metazoa; Chordata; Actinopteri; Syngnathiformes; Callionymidae
Gene: mmab
Product: metabolism of cobalamin associated B
Exons: 10
Coding region: 1-717 (238 amino acids)
Molecular function (GO): corrinoid adenosyltransferase activity
Source: RefSeq, a predicted model, not a curated record